Molecule: messenger RNA, 4387 nt
Organism: Procambarus clarkii (red swamp crayfish)
Lineage: Eukaryota; Metazoa; Arthropoda; Malacostraca; Decapoda; Cambaridae
Product: adipolin
Molecular function (GO): protein binding
Source: RefSeq, a predicted model, not a curated record
GGAGUGUGAGUGGUGAACCCUGGAGUCUGGAUCAGUAUUCAGUAAUGGCCCAGAGCUGGCCAGGGCAGGACGUGUCUAUCGCGCGCUCUCCUCCAUCCCACUCUACUCCACACACCAACGAGGCAUCCUGACCAUCCACCUCCGCUGAUUAAGCCUUUGAGACGCGCUUGGUCAAGAGACUCCACACUUGAAGACCGCAGCGGCUCCUGUAGUCCACUCCAUACAUCGAAACCACGAGCCUAUUGUAUUCUGCAUCCAUAGAGAUAAAUGGUGUCUACGUAGCAAAUGUCCUCACUAGUCCCAGAAGCAGGACAAGGUGACAGUACACCAACAGACGAAAUACUGAGAACGACUUUAUAGAAAGUAUUUGAAAGUUUUAAAAUACAGGAUUUUCAACGGGUUUAUAUGGACCAACAUGGAACAGUAAGCCAACGGUAGCUACAGCCACUCACACAGUACCAGAGCCCUAAGUUAAGUGGAAGCCGAAAUAUUCCAGCACUUGCAAGUGUAGUUGAAACCUGGACAGAAGUGCACCCACCAGAGGGCGGGACGUCCACACGGGUGGUACUCCGGAAGCAUGCGCUUGUCGCGGUGGUGUAGCAGUGCGGUGGGCGCGUCGCUGCUGUUAGCGGUGAUGGGCGUGCGGGCGGUGAUGGGCGUGCGGAGCAUGGUGCGAGGCAGCCAGGCGCGGGACGUGGCCCUCGGCAGCAACACCCUACAAGGCCUACAGAGCAUGUGGCACAAGGACAGUCAGGAGGAGGAGCGAGCUGUAGUGUAUAACCCAAGAGACACCUUCCGCGCCUUCAUCCUCAACUCGGAGCGCCAAAAGAAGACUCGCAAGCGCAAAAACAGAAAUAAAAAGAAAAAGAACCAAAUUCCUUUGCCCAAGGAGGGGCCUGAAGGUCCUCCCGGGCGCCGGGGUCCCCAAGGGCCCCCUGGACCACCCGGGGGAACUCUCACCACACAAGAGAUGGAGGAAUACAUUAAGGACUUCCUCAGAGACUUCCUGCAGCAGAACAAAACGUUGAACGAGGUUAGUGUGUCUGAAGAAGACGAGGGAGCCGACAGGGCGAGCAGAAUGCGUGUGAAGGCGGCCUUCACUGCCACACUCCCGCAGCCCACGCUCCUCAAACCCUCUUCUCUCUCCGUCGUCGACUCCUUUACCAUAACGUUCUCGCCCGGAGUGUUUGAGCGGAGGAUGGUGGUGGAGCACGGCGGCUUCACCGUCACCAAGAAGGGCAUCUACCAGGUGACAGCCUCACUGGUGCUCCAGCCACGAGGCAGACCCAACACCCCCCUCAGGCCGCUCAAGGAUAUCAGCGUCUACCUCUGUAUCACCAACUGUACCAAAAACAGUCGACGGCUGGAGUGGUCAGGCGCGCUGGGCGAGGGGUCCGUCACGGCCGUGCUGGCUGGCCACCUCCUCCUGCUACGGGGAGACACGCUUCUCCUCGCUGUUGACAACCGCACCAAGAGGCCGCUGCAGGUGGGAACAGGCUCCAGCUUCUCUGCAGCGCUGAUUGGAACAUAGGUGCCGGAGGGCAGGGGUAAGCGGCGACGCGCUGAACCCUGUCUAACUUCCGACAUAUCAAACAUAGACAACAAAAAUAGUGUACAAUAAUAAAUAAUAAACUAAUGGAUGAGUGAAUAUUCGUGUGAAAAGCAGUCUCAAUGGUACUUUUUAAACUUUUCCAGUGCAAAAGUUAGUCAAGAACAAUAUUCUGUGGUAAAAGUUGGUAUCGUUUGACUUUCGUGGCAGCGAGAUACAAGCAGCAAGUCGUUGUUCAUAAGAGAAACGCUAAUUCUUCAAGAGAGAACAGCCGAGGGGGCCGAGUGAAAAACCGCCCUGAAGUCCCCCUUAGGGAUGAGCUCGAGUCAACCAGCCACUAGACCACACGAUGACAUCAUUUGCUGACAUCCUGACUGGAUAUAGAGUGUUUCUGGUUGUAUGUUGCGUGUGUACUCACCUAGUUGUGCUUACGGAGGUUGAGCUCUGGCUCUUUAGGACCGCCACUCCAUUGUGUGUGUGUGUAUGUGUGUACAAUAAAUAUUUUAAGUAUAUUGAUAUAAAGUGACAAUAGCCGUGCCUGCUAAACUAGUUUUCCGGGACACUUGGAUGGUGUUACUAAAUAUAUAAGACAAUAGUUGGUUAGAGAGAGAGAGAGAGAGAGAGAGAGAGAGAGAGAGAGAGAGAGAGAGAGAGAGAGAGAGAGAGAGAGAGAGAGAGAGAGAGAGAGAGAGAGAAGUAUGGGUAAUGUGCCUCGGUUAUUUAAGUUAUACAAGAGGCUAUACUUUGGUGACUUGGAAAUGUACAUAUUUAUUUUGUGUCUUGUCGACAACAUAAGAGUAGCGUGUGCUAAUCCUGGCAAAAGAAGUUCCAUAACAUUGUUAAUUAUAGUAUGCGACAGCGAGCACUAAGAAAACUUGUGAUUACAUUAUUAUAUAUUUUAUGUAUAUCCCAAAUUUGUGUGUAAAUAUCAGACAGGGUUUGCAUAUUGUCUAUUUUUUUCCCCCAAUAUCGUAAUAGUUCGCUUAAAAAUGGUUCACUUCGUAAUAGUUCGGUGAAUGGAAGAAUUCGCUUGUUUCAAAAGGUGUGUUAACUUCUCUCGUUUGGGCCUUGGUCCCGAUUUUAAUUGUGUUCUUAAUUUACGAAGGGUUAUUGUACAUUGUCAUCAAAUUAAGUUUAAAAGCUUGACCCCACUUAAGGUUAGGAGUUCAAUUAGAGUUUGAAUUUCGUUCAAUUUCAAGUUCAAUUUCGCUGAGUCACAAAUUUUAAAUUUCAUCACAGAGUUCAAUUUCGCUUUACCCUAAUUAGGUGACCGUGAAGAAGCUGGCUGAGAGCUUUAUCCCAAUUUACAAGGUUUGGAAGUUUCUCCUUAAAGAUAGGUUAGGAUGCCUCGUUUAUUUAAAAAUUAUAUGGCCAUUCACAUUCCUACGAGGUCUCCAUUCUCAAUAGGUAUGGACUACCUCCUUUCUUUCAGAGGUGUGGGACUAUCCUCUUCCAUCGAGAGAGAUUGGACAUAGUACAAAAUCUUAACAACAAUACAUAGACACCCAGUAGAUGGUAGACAUUAAUUGAGAUGAGGUUUAGCCCGUUAGGGUUUCACCAAAUCCAAUAUACACAGGCCAGCUAAUUAUCACGGGAAAAGAUGGUAUGAAGGCGGGGGAUGAGGCUAUAAAUUGAUCAACGUUGAUCGUCUGUUGAUUAAACAUUACUCAAGUAUGUUUAGCCAGAUCCAAGUUGAAAGAUCAAGUAUGCCACAAUUUACAUUUUCUUCGAGUCAGUUUAGCAAGUGGGAAAGCAAAAGUUUACCCCACUUGCUGAUUCAAAUAGUCUAUUUGAAAACUGAUUCAUAUAGGAUAUUUGAAUCCGGGGUGCUACCUAAAGUUAGUGGUUCUACCUUAAAGCUGAUUUAAAAAUAAAUUGUGACGUACCUGAUCUCUUAACUUCCCGCUUUUUUUCCACCAUCAUUUUACCUUAUUUUCCCUGCGUAAGCAACUAGCCAGUGUAAUUAACUGUUAAGUUUUAUCACGGUCUUACAUGCGAAGCCUAUCAAAUAUACCCUAUUCUCAACUUUGUGAUUGUCAACUUUUAAAAAGUAUUAACCAUCCCAAUUCUUUUUAAUCAAAGCGAGAGACAUAGUUCAUAUCACUGGUGAAGGAUGUAUCAUGCCUUAUCUAUAUUUGAAAUUAAACCAACAUCAUCCACAUUUCAAAAUAUAACAUACUAUACGGACCUUCCUAACUUGUAAAGUUACUCUGGGAGUAGACCCAAUAUAAUUACACGUUUUUGUGACUCAAAUCACGGGCAUCUCGUCAUUACUUUGGACAACAUAAGAUACAAGUAUCAUGCAUAAUACAAUUUUGUAUCUCAUGGAGAAAGUUGCCAGUUAUGUCCUCUCACCCCCUCCUCCCCCCCAAAAAAACUUAAGUUCAAGUGGGGGGGGGGAGAAUGUGUUAUUCACCUCCCCCCCCCCCACACACACACCCAUACACACACAACACCCACACACCACCCACCCACACAACACACACCCACACCCACAUUCCCUGUGGGUGUUCUUGUGUGCUACCACACCACCAUUCUCUGGCCCAAUACCAAGCAAUAAUAAACACGCAGCUUUAUGCGUGUUAGUACAAAAUUGCGUUACAAGUGUAUCCUGUCGAUAGAAGCGUCAGUCCACCGAAUUAUGUACAGUGAAGUAUGGUAAGAGAGUACAAUGUAAGUUAGCCUAGUCCUCGCUGUGUUGUCAUGGUGUUCGUACAUUCCAGGGACGUAGCCACUUUGCUGAAGGUGUAGCACUUUAAGCAAGACAUUUUCAUUUUCCAUGUUCUCCAGCAUUAUCUUUGUGUAAAUAAAGUAUUUGAAGAUAUAAGAAACUAUUAA